AUGUUCGUCCGCUCAUUCGUUCAUUAUGUCCUGGCAGCGGUUCUGUACACCCACGCGAACGUCGCCAGUGCAGCAGGAGAAUUGAUUCCAAAGACAGAUUCAUCAAACCUGGAUGACUUUAUCUCCUCAGAGUACUUGGUUGCGUUGAAGGGUGUCCUUGCGAAUAUCGGCCCAGACGGUGCGCUGGUUGAUGGAGCGGAUUCUGGCAUUGUCGUCGCCAGUCCGUCCAAGGCAGAACCGGAUUACUGUAUACCUGGACCAGAGAUGCAGCGUUGA
Messenger RNA from Monascus purpureus, 276 nucleotides. NCBI's taxonomy places the organism in Eukaryota, Fungi, Ascomycota, Eurotiomycetes, Eurotiales, Aspergillaceae. The record is from the annotation of a GenBank genome assembly.